AUGAGCUCCACUACUCAAGCAGCAGCCUCGAGUCAGGAGCCUGCUCCAAGCGAGACUGCCCCAGCGGACGCGACCACUACUACUUUACCUUCAUCCAUGCCGACAAGUUCGGACUCGCGUCAGACUCCGAUCGCUGGACGUCGGGUACCUAUUCACAACCCAUUUCCAGCCUCUCUAGCCAGUGAAUGCAAAAAAGCCGGCCAAAUCAUCGAUUCCUUUGUGAAUCCCCAAUAUGCAGGUCUCGAGGGAACGAUUCCUCAACGCAUUCUCGGCCCAGCUAAGGGCCUGGUCAUAUGCAGCGUCUUCAAAGCUGGAUUCCUGGGAUCCGUCCGCUUUGGCUCUGGCCUCAUCAUAUGCCGCCUGCCCAAUGGGAACUGGUCCGCUCCAUCGGCCAUUUCGCUGGGCGGACUCGGCGCCGGAGGCCAAUUUGGAAUGGAAUUCACCAAUUUUAUAUUCGUCCUGAACACAGACGCCGCCGUGGAAACCUUCAUCAACUCAGGCACCCUGACUCUGGGCGGCAACAUCUCCAUUGCAUUCGGAACUGGCCGUAGCGCAGAGACGGCCGCAAUGAUCGGCACCAAGGGUAUUUCAAAUAUCUUUGCGUAUUCGAAGACUCGUGGGAUCUACGGCGGAUUGACCUUUGAAGGCGGUAUUAUUACUGAGCGAUCCUCAACGAACAAGACGCUGUAUAAGCGGAAGGUGAAGGCCAAGGAUCUUUUGUCGGGGGAGAUUCCACCGCCACCGCAGGCUGAGCCGUUGAUGAGGAUUUUGAACUCGGAGUGCUUUCGGCCUCCGUCCACUACGGCAAACGUACCCCCUGCGGUUCCCUCUGGGGCUGCACCUGUACCUGAAGAGGCUGGUGGAUCGUCAUCUGCAGGCGUUGUUGAACAGCUCGUAGAGCCGGUCCCGCAUGGUGAGGGACAUGAGCUGGGAGCCUCGCAUUCUUCAGACAUUGCCGAGCAGCACGCUCCACCUGCGAAUCGAGAGGAUGGUACCACCGCUGGCGAUGGGGCCGAAGUGCAAAAAUCUUCAAUUCCAGUCCCCGUCCCGAAUCAGGGGACAGAGGCGUCACGGUCAACAGUCGCUGCUGAGCAAGUUGGGCCCGUGGGUACCGAGACAAGACAACUGCCUGUCUCGGAUCCCAAACUCAGUACCGAUGUACCAAGGUCAGAACAACCGGUUGAGAACUCUUGUCCGUCCGUCGAGCAGGUUCAUGACCCUGGGAACAACACGUCUGAAGUGCAACAGCCCGCGCUUCCUGCAGAAGGAACUGAGCCGCCCCAAGAGCCACAAGGUUCUCUCGAAGAGACGGAGCAAGUCUGGAGCACUGCUGAACGAGAAGACAAAGCCACAGCCUCUGGAGACGAACCGUCCCGUGAAAAACCAUAA
Messenger RNA from Penicillium diatomitis, 1389 nucleotides. Its product is annotated as SH3 domain-containing protein. Gene Ontology annotation, biological process: actin filament bundle assembly; actin cortical patch localization. NCBI's taxonomy places the organism in Eukaryota, Fungi, Ascomycota, Eurotiomycetes, Eurotiales, Aspergillaceae. The transcript is spliced from 3 exons. Gene Ontology annotation, cellular component: actin cortical patch. Gene Ontology annotation, molecular function: phosphatidylinositol binding; actin filament binding. Bases 1 to 1389 code for a protein of 462 amino acids. The record is from RefSeq and is a predicted model, not a curated record.